Silurus meridionalis is the source of this 3160-nucleotide messenger RNA. It is a transcript of the gene adora2ab, whose product is annotated as adenosine A2a receptor b. Gene Ontology annotation, molecular function: G protein-coupled adenosine receptor activity. Bases 618 to 1883 code for a protein of 421 amino acids. Gene Ontology annotation, cellular component: membrane. The transcript has 3 exons. The record is from RefSeq and is a predicted model, not a curated record. NCBI's taxonomy places the organism in Eukaryota, Metazoa, Chordata, Actinopteri, Siluriformes, Siluridae. Gene Ontology annotation, biological process: adenylate cyclase-activating G protein-coupled receptor signaling pathway; G protein-coupled adenosine receptor signaling pathway.
ACAACCAUGCACAUGCACACACACACACACACAAGCGCACACGCACGCACAUAGAAGUGCGCGCACCCGGAAUUUUACACAGAGGAGAUCUCCAGAUGGAAUGGAUGUAACGCACCCACAAGGAUUUAUACACACUGUGGAUGUUGGACGAACUUUAAGAGUUUCCGGUCGUUAUUUUGCACAGAUUUCAUUGGAAAAAAAUAAACAAAAAUUCUAAUGAAAAUGGGACUCAUUAACGCAUUUAAGCCAUUUGCUAUGUUGGACGAACUUUAAGAGUUUCCGACAUUUUUUUUUUUGGAGAUUCUUCUCCUCUUCUUCCUCUUCUUCUUCUUCUGAGCACGGAGGGUUUAGUGACCUUCUCUUGAAGCGUCUGUUCCUCGACGUCAGUCUGGGAGAAGAAAAGGAACAGGAAGGUUGGAAAACAAGAACGAAGUCAGGAGGACUAACAACACUGGUGUAAAGGAAACAGCAUGCAUAUUAUAUUAAGGGAGGGUUGAAGUCUCUCCAGCCCUGCUACUCAGACUGUCCUCAUCCUUGAGCUUGGAGCUCCGUGGCUUAGCGAUGAGUGCCACUGUGAGCUUUCAGUCCCACACCACACCUGCCACACCACAGCCGGCAUGGAUAGCAGCGCAAUUGCCUUUUACAUCAGCCUGGAGCUGCUAAUUGCUGCCUUGGCCGUGGCGGGAAAUGUGCUGGUGUGCUGGGCCGUCAGCCUCAACAGCAACCUCCAGAGUAUCACCAACUACUUUGUGGUGUCCCUGGCUGCGGCCGAUGUGGCUGUGGGCCUCCUUGCCAUCCCUUUCUCCAUCAUUAUCAGCACUGGCUUUUGCAGUCACUUCCAUGGAUGUUUGUUCAUUGCCUGCUUCGUACUCGUGCUCACGCAGAGUUCCAUUUUCAGCUUGCUGGCCAUCGCAGUUGACCGCUACAUCGCCAUCAAGAUCCCACUCAGAUACAACAGCUUGGUGACGAAUCAGAGAGCUAACGGAAUUAUCUGUCUGUGCUGGAUCUUAUCUGUGAUCAUUGGUCUGACACCGAUGCUCGGUUGGCACAUGCCCAGCACCAACAUCACCAACAGCUCGUGUCCUCCCGGCAUGACUGAGUGUCUGUUUGAGCGCGUGGUCUCCAUGGACUACAUGGUUUACUUCAACUUCUUCGUCUGUGUCCUAAUGCCAUUGGUGGCCAUGUUGGUCAUCUACGCUCGGAUCUUUAUGGCGGCUCGUCGGCAGCUCAGGCAGAUGGAGCACAAGACAUCGUACAGCCACAGUGAGGGAUCGUCCUCAUCCUCAUCGUCUCGCUCGACACUGCAGAGAGAGGUCCAUGCCGCAAAGUCACUCGCCAUUAUUGUCGGACUGUUUGCUGUCUGCUGGCUUCCUCUGCACAUCAUCAACUGCUUCACGUUAUUCUGUCCGAAAUGCCCCCGCCCCCCACUCUGGAUAAUGUACCUCGCCAUUAUUCUAUCUCAUGCAAACUCAGUGGUGAACCCCUUCAUUUACGCCUAUCGCAUCCGAGACUUUAGAUUGACGUUUCGAAGGAUUAUUCGGCAGCAUUUACUAAAGCGGCAUGACAGACUAGCCAGAAGCAACACCUCCACCAGGAUUAGCGUCAUUGAAUCAUCUUUCAUCAAUAUGACUAACGGCAAAGGACCAGACCGCAGUCCAGGGAAAAGUUUAAAAUUUUCAAAGGAAAUUCAUUGCACAGAUAAAGACUGGAGCGCAAUGUCAGAUCCGGAGUGCAGCGUUUCUGCUCGGAUUCCCGAUCAGAUUAGCAAUGAAAUUUCUUCAGAAAUCAUGCUGGUCAAGGACUGCUGCGUUAUCACUAAUGUUAAUCUGAACUCCAUAUCCACAAGGUCAAAACAUGUACCGGAACUAACAGAGGUCUCAUGAUGCAUAUUCAUUAGCUAAGUUAAAACAAACAUGUAGCCUCAUGCGAUCUUCACAUCCUAGGCUUGAUUUUUACUGUGUGUGGCCAGAUAAGCCUUCGGUUAUGUGUGCCUUCAUUUGUGUGGGAACCGGAUGAACAUGGCUAAUAAAUUGCGACACUUCUCAUGUGUCUGGUUUAUCAGACGGAUUUCCCACAUCUCUCGUAAUCACAGUGCUUUUGAAGUUUUCAUUUCCUUAACAAAUGCUAUGCUCCAGUGAAACCAUGCAGUAGGCCAAAUGUAUUGACAAACAAAUAGUCUAUUUACUUAUUUAGCCUAUUUAACCAUGACAUGUCUAAUGUUUGGAAAUUCAGACACACGUCAGCUUAGCUAUGGAGUGUGAUUUAGUCAUUUUAAUUCCUAAAUUAAAGUAAUUAAUGAUAGCGGAACAACUAAGUAGGCCAUAACCUACUGUAUGUUUACACUAGCAAGUGACAAGUGAGCAUUCAUUUUGUAUGAACACAGCUAAAUUUUGAUUUUAUAAAUGCAUAAUAAGUAUGAUUUGGUAAAGCAUAAACUACAAACAGUUCUGAACAAUCCUGUGGUGUUUGUGGUUCGAUGUUUCUUCACUUCCCCACUUGAAACUUUAUCAGUUAGCUCCAAUUUAUUGUUUGACUUGCCAAACUGGAAUAAAAACUUGUACAAUUUUAUUUUAUGAGAGACAUCAAAACUAAAAAAUGCUUGAAUGGAAUUAACAAUGCUGAUACCUAUGACAAAAAAGUUUUAGCAAAUGUAAAUGAAGCAAACUACUCGAACAUUUCAGUCAAACGUAAAGCAACAAGCAAGCAACAUGCCUCUUGCUAGUGUGUUUAUGCAAGACUUGAGAAAUGUUAGUGAGGACACAUACAUGGUAGGAAAGGUGAUAAUGCAUGAACUCAGUCAGGAAGCAUUAGGAAAGGAUUUAUAGGAACAAUUAAAGUGAAACUUCGGGUGAAGUAUUUAUCUCAAACUUUACGGAGUAACUGCAUUUAUGACGAAAUCCUGGAAGUGGUGCCAUUCAUUCAGGCAACAGUGAGGCCAUUGUUGUAUGUAAAAUAACACUCCAUCAUUAUAUUGGCCAGCAUAUAGGCCGAUAGAUCAAUAAACUGUUGUAUUUUGUAUUUAAUUACGCCUGGCGUUGCCACAAUCUUGUCCUAGGCUCUGUGAAGUUUCUGAAGAUUCAUCAAAAGACCACACUACUGACUGUGAAACAUUUAGUGUUCGGGUGGUUUGGAAUUUUAACAAAUAAAAAAACAAAACUCA